AUGGGGAUGCAACCUCGGUCCGGAUCGCACGCCAACGGCACCAACGGCACAAAUGGCACAAAUGGCACCAAUGGCAACAAUGGCACCAACGACGUCGCCCCGGCUGUUCAACGACGGAAGCAACCCCUAGAUCUCGAAGAAAUAUUGAAGAAGAAGAAGGCCGCAGAUGAAGCUGCAGCGAAGCCCCGAUUCAUCCCCAAGGCCGAGCGGGAACGCCUAGCCGCAGAGAAGAAGGAGGAGGGAGAAAAGAAGCGAAAAGCAGCUGAAGUAAGGCCAAGCAAACCAACAACAGCGCCAGAACCUCCGUACAGACGAGACCGUGAGCGCGACCGCGAUCGCGAUGCACGGGCUGUUCCGACAGGCCCAAGGGCUAUGCGCCAGAACGAUCGGCGCGAGGUGAAUGGCAACCAGAACGAUACGCGCGAGAGGACAGGCAAAAAGGGGUCAGCAGGAGAAAAGAGAGCCGCCCCGGAAGAAACCGACGCCGCCAUCAUGCGAGCAAGGUAUAUGGGACCGGAACUGAACCAGUCGACAUUCUCAGCCAAGAAGAAGCGCAGAAGGACUACAGAGAAGAAGUUCAACUUCGAAUGGGACCCCGAUGAGGACACCAGUCGAGACCACGACCCUAUAUAUUCCGAGAGGAUCGAGCCAACUUGGAAACUGGCUGGACAUGGCGAUGAGAUGGCGGAGGAGAAUGCUCGAAGGGCUGCCAGAUCACUCAUCGAGCGAGACCCCGAGAACGGCGUGGCGCGCGCUCAGGAGCUUCUGGAAAUGGCCAGGCGUGCGAAGGAGAGGUCUAAUCGCAACGCAUUAGGCAAACACUGGUCGGAGAAGAAACUGGAAGAUAUGCGCGAGCGAGACUGGCGCAUCUUCAAAGAGGAUUUCGGUAUAUCAACCAAGGGCGGACUCAUCCCGCACCCCAUGCGAAAUUGGGAGGAGUCAGGACUCCCUCGACGACUACUGGAUAUCAUUGCCAGCGUUGGAUACGAAGAGCCCAGUGCCGUCCAGCGGGCCGCAAUUCCCGUCGCUCUACAGGCGCGAGACAUUAUUGGAGUUGCUGUUACAGGUUCCGGGAAGACAGCUGCCUUUCUCCUGCCCCUGUUGGUGUAUAUCUCUGAGCUGCCUCCCUUGACCGAGGCAACAAACAACGAUGGGCCAUAUUCCCUCAUCAUCGCACCAACUCGAGAAUUGGUUCAACAAAUCGAGUCGGAGGCAAGAAAGUUUGCAACGCCGCUUGGCUUCACCGUUGUCAGUCUCGUCGGUGGCCACUCGCUCGAAGAGCAAGCCUACGCCCUGCGAAAUGGCGCUGAGAUCAUCGUUGCUACGCCUGGUCGGUUGGUGGACUGUAUCGAACGUCGACUGCUUGUCUUGUCACAGUGCUGCUACAUCAUUAUGGACGAAGCUGACCGCAUGGUCGACAUGGGUUUUGAGGAACCCGUGAACAAGAUAUUGGACGCUCUCCCCGUUACCAAUGAGAAGCCGGACACUGAAGAGGCCGAAGACGCGCAACUGAUGAGUAGACCUUUGGGCGGAAAGGACCGCUAUAGACAGACAAUGAUGUACACAGCUACAAUGCCGGCAGCCGUGGAGAAGAUCGCCAAGAAAUAUCUGCGGAGACCUGCCACUAUCACCAUUGGUAACGCUGGCGAGGCAGUCGAAACGGUUGAGCAACGGGUUGAAUUUGUCAGUGGCGAAGACCGCCGGAAGAAGCGUCUGCAGGAGAUCCUGUCGUCGAACGAAUUCGCUCCCCCUAUCAUCGUCUUCGUCAACAUCAAGCGCAACUGCGACGCGGUGGCUCGAGAGAUCAAGCACAUGGGCUUCUCAUCCGUCACACUCCACGGAAGCAAGACUCAGGAACAGAGAGAACAGGCCCUGCUGUCAGUCCGCAACGGCCAGACGGACGUUCUAGUGGCCACAGACCUUGCUGGUCGUGGUAUCGAUGUCCCGGACGUCUCGCUCGUCGUCAACUUCAACAUGGCGCUCAGCAUCGAGAGCUACACCCAUCGUAUCGGUCGUACAGGUCGUGCCGGCAAGAGCGGUGUGGCUAUCUCGUUUCUGGGCAACGAGGACGCCGACGUCAUGUAUGACCUCAAGCAGAUGCUGUCCAAGAGCUCGAUUUCUAGGGUCCCGGAGGAAUUACGGCGUCACGAGGCAGCACAGCAGAAGCCAACGAAGGGCGGAGGAGGCAAGAAGAUCGAGGAAAGCAGUGGUUUUGGUGGAAAGGGGGGCUGGAGUUAG
Anthostomella pinea is the source of this 2238-nucleotide messenger RNA. The record is from the annotation of a GenBank genome assembly. NCBI's taxonomy places the organism in Eukaryota, Fungi, Ascomycota, Sordariomycetes, Xylariales, Xylariaceae.